AUGGAUCACAGGAUCACAUUCAUUCUUGACAACAAGACAGAUGCCAGCGAGGUCUUUUCCAAGGUUAAACUGACUGCAAAAAGUCUGGAGAUCCCAGCAGUUACUGGUUCGCGGCAAAACGUGUUGAGAGUGCCGUAUGAGGCCAGUCUGUUUGGCGACUGGGCAGCAGUGUUCCAGGGUUUUGAGAUCACUUACCGAUAUCCAGAAGCGGUAGGAAACGAGAUACUAGAUUCUUACAAUUCCGCGGGACUAUUUCUUUAUCUCAGGCCUCGGCUUCAGCUAUUAGAUGAGGAAAUCCGGACCAUUGGCUCAAUGCUCUUGCAGGACCUGGGGCUUGAGACCGAGACUAAGUUCAUAGCUACUCCCAGUGGAUUCAGCUCCAAAAUAAAUGUCGGAGAUGUUCAUGUACAGCAAUGGUUAUCAUCUGUGUUCUCUAGAUUUGCAGGUGAGGGCGAAUUAGGUCAUGUGGAUGAAUUUUCUGCAGCGUUUGGUUCUACUGGACUGAACAUAUCGUUCACAUCUUUCGACCAUGCGCAGCCAGAUACGGUAUACACCAAGAGCGGAGUCAAGACUGAAGUUGGUGUGUUUGAGAGAGAGCCGAGGCUAAGCUCGGUGGAUUCAAUUGCGAUCAAUGGGUUUCGGUAUGCACUUGGUGAUGCUCAGGAGAAGCGCACAAUGCUUCAAUUUCAGCGGCCACACCGUCUAGUUCCCGUAUCCGAAGUACACACUUCCCUUGUUAAUGUUCCGGGACUCCACCCAAAAUUACGGCUUCAGUUUGAGGGAGAUCUGCGGGAACCCAUGAAAUUGGCUGGUUCCUUCGAGACAAAUAGCACUAAAGAGCCCAUGUGCGAGCUAUUCUACCACGUGAACUAUCCCAACGAUGUUUAUUGGGAUAGAUAUGAGCUUAAGUGGCUGCAAGCAGUAGAUCUGAUUGGACUCUGGGGUAGUGACAAUUUGGAGCAGCCUCAGUAUGCCAAUACCCUCGAAUGGGGCUCUGAAAUACUUCUAAGAGUUGACCCUGGACGUUUGGUCGAAACCCAAUCUUUGGAGGUUCCUUUCCACUCCAGAUAUGCUUUGCCUGGGAAUAGCAGUGAUAUUGUUGAACUCCUCCUAGGAGAGCUUUUCUGGGGUUGUGAUCUCAAAAAACCAGUUCAGGCAGCAGAGUCUCUUGCAGGAACCACUCCGAUUGAGCGCGAAGCUCGUCAAGCAAAAAUUGAUCAGUUUCAGGUAGAAGUGGAUGCAUUGUCACAUUCUCCGUUUGAUUAUACUGCCCUUGGAGGCUACAAAUCGUACUUCGAGCCCGAGACAGUGUUCUAUCACGUGGCCAACGCUGCAAGUCAACAAACUAUGCAGCUCGAAGUACCUGCUGCGAUCCGGACAGACUUCAAUGCGAUAAGGUAUGCGACGCUGGCGUCUGUUCUUCUCGGAACGGCAUAUGUGGUGAAAUGCGUUUUGGGGCGGUCACAGAGCCGCAACCCGGAUCGGAAGAAUCGGAAAAAAACGGCGGAAACGAGAGGACGGGAAACGACCAAAAAUUAG
Messenger RNA from Kuraishia capsulata CBS 1993, 1539 nucleotides. RefSeq lists its product as uncharacterized. Gene Ontology annotation, biological process: protein processing; GPI anchor biosynthetic process. The transcript has a single exon. The record is from RefSeq and is a predicted model, not a curated record. Gene Ontology annotation, molecular function: mannosyltransferase activity. Gene Ontology annotation, cellular component: glycosylphosphatidylinositol-mannosyltransferase I complex; endoplasmic reticulum membrane. The coding region runs from base 1 to 1539 and encodes 512 amino acids. NCBI's taxonomy places the organism in Eukaryota, Fungi, Ascomycota, Pichiomycetes, Pichiales, Pichiaceae.